This is a messenger RNA of Gigantopelta aegis, 2006 nucleotides long. RefSeq names its product F-box only protein 4-like. Bases 171 to 1484 code for a protein of 437 amino acids. Gene Ontology annotation, cellular component: SCF ubiquitin ligase complex. Gene Ontology annotation, molecular function: protein binding; GTP binding; GTPase activity. The record is from RefSeq and is a predicted model, not a curated record. The transcript has 6 exons. Gene Ontology annotation, biological process: protein polyubiquitination; SCF-dependent proteasomal ubiquitin-dependent protein catabolic process. Lineage: Eukaryota; Metazoa; Mollusca; Gastropoda; Neomphalida; Peltospiridae.
ACUCACCUGUUUGACGUGGAGGUCUAUAUAUAAACAAGCCACGUGGAGGUUUUUAAUCUCAGGUGAUCAACGUCAUCAACGCAUAGAAUAUAAGAAGAUGAUAACAUUAUUCAGAGUUAGUCUGUUAAAUAUUUCUAACUGUGAAGUCGAAAAACCUCUCGAAGUCGAAGAUGAUCGAUGUAAACAAUCCUCUGAAAGUUGAAUAUUCGCAUUCACCUUCAAGUCAAAACCAUAUUCGUCUUGAUCAUUCCAGUUGUAACAACGAAAACGUUCUUGACGAUGAAAUCGUGAAUGUGUUAAACUCGGUCACCGAGUUGAUGAAGAGAUACAGGAUGUAUAGUAAAGCAUCAGAAUCAAAAGUCUGUUCAGGAGGACUUCAACAAUAUUUGAUAAGAAAGUUGAAGAAGCGAGAUUCAGAUGACAUCGACAGAAGUAAACUUCAAGCUCUUUACACUAAGGACUCGUGCACUGUCAGUGUUAAUCUAUCUCAGAGUUCCGACUCCACUGAAACUUUCAAUGAAAGUAAAUUGGAAUUUUCUCGUCUUCCAAUUGAUGUGAGACUGUACAUAUUUUCAUACCUCAGUGCAAAAGACUUGUGCAGGGUGAGUUCAGUGAGCCGAGACUGGAGUCAGUUGGCUGUGGAUGACCUGCUCUGGCAAGAAAAACUACAGUACGAUCUUCCAAAAUGGCACAGCAUCUCACACACUGGGUAUCCCAGACUCUAUAAAGAUGUCCAGUCUGAGUGGUCAUCAAAAGAAAUUUAUAUGAAGUGUUCUUCAGAAGUUCACGAAUCUCACAAACAAGAAAACACUGCAUUCCACCAGGUGUCACAAGUACUCAGAUAUCUGCUACCAAAAAAGGUCCCCAAAGUAGCCAUCUUUGGUCCUGGUUUAGAGUCAUCAACCAGUGCAAUCGUCCGAAAGAUGUUGUAUGAAGAAAAUCCAGACUUCACAAGGCUGGCCAUGUUUCCAGGACAGUUUGAUGGUGUGGGUUCAGGUAUGACACUGAAGCUUCAGUCUGGUGUGAGUUUUCAUCUGUCUGUGUUGUACACAGCAUCCAAGGAAGAGAGGGGUGCCGAAAACAGAAACCGACUGGCCACCAACCGAAUGUUAAACAGACAGAAGAAUUCUGACUUGGAAACUGAUACCUAUGAACUGCAUAGCUCCAUCAAACAUCUGUGUCACACACUUGAUGCAUUCAUUUUUGUUGUUGAUGCUUCACAAUCAAAGAAGGAAGUGAAAGGAGCACAUACAGAGCUGUUUGCAAUGAUCAGUGAAAGAUGGUCAUCUCCACAAGUUCCACUCCUCGUACUGUCAUGUAUUAAAGAUGGAGACUGUUCCAGGACUCCAGCAAUAGAUAUUGUAGAAACAUUACAGCUGUCCACCUUCAACAGACCCUGGCUGGUUCAGGAUGCAACUGUAGAUUCCCUUGAAGGUGUUGUUGAUGGAAUUCAGUGGCUUGUUGAACAGUCUCAACAUCGGUGACAGUCUGUGAAUGUAGAACUUUUCUAAAUCUAAACCACAUUGUUAUGUAUGAUCUAGAAACAGGCAGCUACAAAUAUGGCAAGAGGUGUGCAAACAUAUUCCACUAGUUUAAUGAAAAUAAAACUUCAUUCAGGAGUAUUUCAAAAUUUGAUUUUUCAGACUGAAAAAUUACUUAAUCAAAAAGCUAUAUUGUGAUUCAGUCAUUGAAGCAAGAUAAAAAAAAUCAAAACUACUGCAAGAUUAAAAAAAAAAAAUCAAAACUACUGCAAGAUUCAAAAUAUGUGUGCCAAUUGUAUACAAAGUGCUCUGCUACAUAUACCGAGAUAAGCAAGAUUUUUUUUUUUUUAAAUUAAACUUCAGUAAAUGUUGCCCUUUGUAGAGAUUCUUCAUGAUGAAUAAUUAAAAAUAAAUAUAGUUUAGCCUAUGUUAAUACUGUACAGAACAUACUGUUAUACUCAUAAACAUUCCUUGAAUAUGUUCUACACUAAAUAUUUUUUUUUCAAUUAAAUUGUUACAUGUUUG